ACACACGUCGAAGAUUUCAACAAUCGGUGUUAUUCGGUCAUAACUAAAAGAUGGCCAGCCUCAAGUGGUUAGCUAUUCUACAACUCUUAAUUAUUUUCGGUGCUCUUGGGCACGCCGAAGUUGAUGAAAUUACCGAUGUCGUAAAGGAGAAGCUUUAUGAGGCUAUCUCCAAAACUGGAUCUACGAUCAAAUCCGGAUCGGCAAGCUUACAGAGUCUUGAUGAUGCCGUGCGUAACGUUAUAAAAAUGAAAAAGGGCGCGGCUAAGUCGCUCUUGGAUCUAGUAAGCAAUCGUAUCUUAAAACCUGAAAAGGACGCACCCGCUUCCCUCUCAUCAUGUGGUGAAGGGGAAUUAGUUUGUGAAAUCAAAGGGGUACUGGCCGCAGAAUCCACACAGCAACCAAACACCAUAACUUAAUGUAGUGUGUAUUGCAAGGAAAUAAAGAGGAAAGCAUCUAACAACGCAUCAGAUUUAAUAAUGAAUCAGAUGAACAGAACAUCCUAAUGAAACUUAAAUGUAUAUUUAAUGAAUUAUAUAUAUAAUAUGUUGUUAGUAUAGUCAAAAAUUGACAAUGUGGAAAAAGGCAAUGAUAAUGAAACAGAUGUAAUAAAAU
Molecule: messenger RNA, 612 nt
Organism: Drosophila melanogaster (fruit fly)
Lineage: Eukaryota; Metazoa; Arthropoda; Insecta; Diptera; Drosophilidae
Gene: Sfp26Ad
Product: seminal fluid protein 26Ad
Exons: 2
Coding region: 51-416 (121 amino acids)
Source: RefSeq, marked reviewed